AUGGCGAUAGUUGUGUUACUGAUAGGAAUAUUAACUCAAACAAUAUUAGGUCAAGUUAUAAUAAAUACUGAACCUAAUAAACUAGUUGAUGGAGAAUCUGAUAGUGUUACCUGUUAUUAUAACAAUGUAAUAUACAGUCAAGUUAUAAUAAAUACUGAACCUAAUAAACUAGUUGAUGGAGAAUCUGGUCAAGUUAUAAUAAAUACUGAACCUAAUGAACUAGUUGAUGGAGAAUCUGGUCAAGUUAUAAUAAAUACUGAACCUAAUGAACUGGUUGAUGGAGAAUCUGAUAGUGUUACCUGUUAUUAUAACAAUGUAAUAGACAGUCAAGUUAUAAUAAAUACUGAACCUAAUGAACUAGUUGAUGGAGAAUCUGGUCAAGUUAUAAUAAAUACUGAACCUAAUAAACUAGUUGAUGGGGAAUCUGGUAGUGUUACCUGUUCUUAUAACAAUGUCAAGUUAUAA
This is a messenger RNA of Lottia gigantea (owl limpet), 465 nucleotides long. RefSeq lists its product as hypothetical. Lineage: Eukaryota; Metazoa; Mollusca; Gastropoda; Lottiidae. The coding region runs from base 1 to 465 and encodes 154 amino acids. The transcript is spliced from 8 exons. The record is from RefSeq and is a predicted model, not a curated record.